UGUCCGCGGUGAAUCCAAAGCACUCUGAGGGGUGGGGUGAGGGUAGCUGGGCUCGGCGUCCGGAAGAAUGGAGGUGGCGGAGACCGUGGCGAAGGCUGGAGCCCUGGAGGUCCUGGCUGAAGUGGCAGGUAUCUUGGAGCCUAGAGGCCUGCAGGAAGAGUCCGAACUGCCAUCCCAGAUCCUGGCUGAGUUUGUGAUGGACUCACAGAAGAAAGACAGGCUGCUCUGCAGCCAGCUUCAGGUAGUGGACUUCCUGCAGAACUUCCUGGCUCAGGAGGACACUGCCCAGGGCCUGGACCCCUUGGCUUCUGAAGACUUGAGCGGACAGAAGGCAAUUGCAGCCAAGGAACAAUGGAAAGAGCUGAAGGCCACAUACCGGGAGCACGUGGAGGUCAUCAGAAGUGCCUUGACCCGGGCCCUGACCCAGGAGGAAGAGGUCCACAGGAAGCAAAUACAGCUCCAGGAGGCUUUUGAGCAGCUCCAGGCCAAGAAGCAAAUAGCCAUGGAGAAACUCAGAGCAGCCCAGAAGCAGAGGCAGCUGCAACAGGAGAAAUGUCUGCAGCAUCUGGCAGAGGUUUCUACAGAGGUAAGGAAGCGUCAGACAGAAACUCAGCAGGCGCUUGAGCGGCUAUGUCAGGAAGUUGGAACCCUGAAACAGCAGGCAGGAUGGGAACGGGAUAAGCUGCAGAGGUACCAGACCUUCCUCCAGCUGCUAAAUACCCUUCAGGGUAAACUGCUGUUACCUGAGGCUGAGACUGAGACAGAGGCAGAGAUGCCACAGGAGUUGCCUCUCCACUUGGAUCUUCCUGAAGAUAAGCCCCACCAGUUGAACCAGCCCCAGGAGCAGAACACUGGAGACACUAUGGAGAAAGAUGAUGUUGUGUCCUUCAAGGUGAAUGAGAGAUGAGAUAGAUGGACAGGCAGAUAGAGAGAGAGGAUGGGAAAUUGACCUUACUCUCUGUCCAUACUAUAUACCAUAUUCCACCAAGGCUGCUAGCCGACAACCUGCUGGAGAUGUGAGCUUGCCAUGGCUCCCUGAGCGUGGGGAAGGAUCCUAGAGCAGGUCAGACCCUAACUUCGACUUUGGUGUGUUUGAUGGAAGUAUGGAAGGAGAGAGGGCCUCUAGACUAUGUCUCUACAUCUGAGCUCUGCUGCCCAUUGAGCAGAUGGGAGACAGGAGAAAGGAAAGAGCUUCUGUUAUGGUUGAAGCUUAACACCUCAUUACAGUGCCCAGCCCACCUGGGUCUAACCCAUCUCUUCCUCUUUCCCAGUCUCCUGGCCCCACCCUCAUUGCAGGAUGGACUGUGAACCCCUGAGUGCAGUCUGAUUUCUGACCAUCACCCAGAUAUUCAUUCAUUGUUCAUCUUUUCAAAGAUUCAAAGAUGCGGCUUUUGUGAUCCACUUUUGUAUGUUUUGUUUGAUUGACUUCUAGUGAUAUUUCAGUCAUUUCCUCCCUUCUCUUUUUGGGUGGCAAGAUGUACUUUUUUUGUAAACUGUCUUUUUUAUCAGAUGAUAAACUCAUGUAUUUGGAUCUUUAUUUGUUUUCUCAGACAUUUAAGGCUAUAAAUAUCUUCUGACUUCCUCUAAGUAUUUUCACAAUAACUCAAUUCAUAGCAUUUUCUAUUUUCUGUUACAAUGAUUCAUGAGUUUCUUUGAAAAAUAAUUUGGUCUUCUACUAUAUGUCUAUGGGAGGAUAAUCUAAGUUUAUUCUAACUUGGUCAUCUGUAUAAAACUUUGCAGUUUGGUGAGGGAAGCCAUAUAACGUUGCUGUGUUCCUUUUAUACAGUUUGACAUGGGUUUGGAAAGAAUGUAUAUUUUAGAAUUGUGUGUAAUGUGUUCUAUAUAUCGGAUUAUAUUUGUUAUGUUUUCAAUUUACAUCUUUUACAUAAUUUAUUGUUGACUGACUAUCAUCUUCUGAGAGAGAUGUGUUCAAGGCUCCAACUAUAAUAGUGGAUUUGUUUAUUUCUAUUAAAUUUGCUUUACAUACUUUGUAGCUACUUUGUUCAGGUAUAUACAAGUUUACACUUCUGACCUGAACUUUGACUAUUGUGUAGCAGACUACUUCCUAUCUAGGACAGUGUUUUUAGUUUUGAAAUCUAAUAAUUUUAAUAUUAAUAUAACUUUUCUAAUUCUUUUGGUUACCC
Microcebus murinus (gray mouse lemur) is the source of this 2144-nucleotide messenger RNA. NCBI's taxonomy places the organism in Eukaryota, Metazoa, Chordata, Mammalia, Primates, Cheirogaleidae. The record is from RefSeq and is a predicted model, not a curated record.